Molecule: messenger RNA, 1391 nt
Organism: Sycon ciliatum
Lineage: Eukaryota; Metazoa; Porifera; Calcarea; Leucosolenida; Sycettidae
Product: E3 SUMO-protein ligase NSE2-like
Exons: 3
Coding region: 167-865 (232 amino acids)
Biological process (GO): protein sumoylation; double-strand break repair via homologous recombination
Cellular component (GO): nucleus; Smc5-Smc6 complex
Molecular function (GO): SUMO ligase activity; zinc ion binding
Source: RefSeq, a predicted model, not a curated record
GCCAGAUUUGAUUUUCGACUCAACAAGGAAUAAAGAAAGAAAGAGGAACGAUACUGUACUGAUUCUAUCUUGUAGCUUGUACAUGUACAUACACGUUCUAUCUUAUCUACACUGCCACGAGUCGAGCCGUAUUUACUAAGUUGCGUUUCAGCAUCCGAGGGCCAAUAUGUCCGGCACUAACGAUCUGGAAGACUUGAUAUCCAGCAUUGAGGAUCGGCGGAGGAAUGUGGAUUUUGCUUGUACUUCAACGAUCAAUAUAGCCACAGAUUUGGCUGAGGCUGCAGAAUGCUACGAGGGUCACAUCGCCAACCUUGAGAAGUACACUGGUAUAUAUGCGGGGCUUGACCGGGAGGUGGAUGCAGUGAAGUCGGCACUACAGAAGAUCAGGAAAGCUGUUGCAACACAACCAGCCAGUGAGGAAGAGAUCCCAAACCUCCCCGAGCUCUUCAAGCAAUACCACUCUGAAGCUACAACAAAGCUAAACAAGAAAGACAUCGACAGCCACCGGUGGAAUGUGGAGUUUCGUCAAAAGGUUUAUGGAGGUGAUGGCGAGGCACACGGAAAGGGCGUAGCUACUGGCGACGGCGCAGAGAACGAUGAGGAUCUGGUCAUCUCGCAAGUGGAGGUAUCAACGAACUGCCCAAUCACGCAGAAGCCGUUUGUUGAACCCGUCCUGAAUAAGGACUGCCGGCAUACGUACACCAAGGAAGCCAUCCUGAGUCAUCUGCGCAAGAAGAACGGCCGCGUACGCUGCCCUGUGCUGGGUUGCGUAAAGGUAGUCACUGAAGCAGGGCUUGUACCGGAUCAUGCGCUGCAGGGCAAGUUGCGAAGACAAAAGAAUGCCCUUCCAGCCAGAGGUAAGUAAUGAUGUACGUUCAAUUCAUCCCAGGGCCAGGGCAAACAUUUUUUUUUAUAAAGCAAUGCUGGCCAUAUGCACAGCAUAUCGAUAGGAACUUGUCCCACCGGUGUUAUAACUUAGGCAUUCCAUCCCAUUUUCAAUGACGUCUGAUCUGUUCUCCGUAGUAUCGCCCGAGGGCAGUGCUGGCAUUGACCCACCCAUACACAGUCACAACUUUCCUUCUUUAAAAAAAAUGAAACAAACAUUUUGCAUCCUCAUAAUAACACAGCUAUUCUUUUGAGAUAAACCAUAAGACUUUUUUUGUGGCAAAAAUGGUACCGUCUUGCUUUGCAUUUGCGGUGAUUAGGUGCUAAGACAGAUUGUUACCAGUUCUUCGGUUUGUAUGUACAUUGUGCUACUUCUGUUAGUGGCUAUAGUGCACAGCAGCAGCAGCUGUUGUGCGUGUGUGUGUAGUACUAAUCCAGCAUGUACGGCAGUGUCCUAAAGAGUGAUAUAAAUGGCAUACAUUGACACAUACCUACAAGACGGCGAA